Molecule: messenger RNA, 1424 nt
Organism: Aspergillus glaucus CBS 516.65
Lineage: Eukaryota; Fungi; Ascomycota; Eurotiomycetes; Eurotiales; Aspergillaceae
Exons: 1
Coding region: 69-1376 (435 amino acids)
Molecular function (GO): hydrolase activity, acting on carbon-nitrogen (but not peptide) bonds
Source: RefSeq, a predicted model, not a curated record
GCACCACUAACGCCCUGUAUAGCUUUCGUCUUACACUUCACCUUACUUUUUUUUUUUUUUUUUUCACCAUGACUACAAACGCGAACGUACCUUACCGACCCACUCCAGCCGAUAUCACCAUCAACAACCAUCGUCCGGGAGACCCGUCAAAGGUCCUCUUCAAAGAUGUUCAAAUCCUCGAUUCCACCGGAGCUCUACCAUACAAAGGAAAUGUCCUCAUCGAAGGCGAGCGGAUUUCCAGCGUCGGAGAUGUGGAUGAAAGCGCCAUCGAAGGAGCUUUGAUCAUAGAUGGGGAGGGGAAGAAAACCCUGAUGUCUGGCUUGAUAGACGCCCAUACCCAUCUGAGUUGGAACAACGCGCCUACCAUUCACGGCUUGACCAAUCUGCAGCUCGAAGAGCAUGUCUUGCAUACUGCCAAUUCAGCCAAGACAUACAUUGACUGCGGAUAUACAAUGUGUUUUGGAGCUGCAUCUGCACGAUCGCGUCUCGACAUCGCUAUCAAGGGUGCCAUUAAGUCUGGAUUGAUCUCGGGUCCGCGAACACUGGCCAAUACCCCCGAAAUCACGACCACCGGAGGAGCUAUUGUACCAAGUAUCUCCCGUUACGCGGAUGGCCCUUAUGAAAUGCGCAAGAUUGUCCGUGAAUUUAUCCUGCUAGGUGCCGAUAAUAUCAAGCUCAGCAUGACGGGUGAUGACAUUCAUGAGACCAUGCGCAGCGAGGAUACCUAUUUCACCUUGGAGGAGACUGUGGCAGCGGUAGAAGAGGCCCAUAACCGAGGAAAACGUGUGUGCAGCCAUGCUCGGAGCGCUGCCUCUGUCAAGCACAGCCUUCGAGCCGGAGUCGAUAUGAUUUACCAUGCGAGCUUCAUUGACGAGGAAGGAAUGGACAUGCUCGAACAGGCAAAGGAUACCGUGUUUAUUGCUCCCGCCAUCAACUUCCCAUUUGCUAGUUGUCAGGGCGAUGCGAUUACAUUUGGAUUGACACCUGAGAUGGCAGCAAAGAAGGGUCUCAAGUACGAAGUGGAGAUGGCUUGCAAAGCUAUGCAAGAAAUGCACCGACGGGGCAUCCGUAUAUUGCCGGGGGGAGACUAUGGGUUUGCCUGGGCUCCGCAUGGUACUUACGCUCGGGAUCUCAAGCACUUUGUUGAUCUGUUUGGCUACACGCCAAUGGAAAGCAUUCUUGCGGCGACUUCGCUUGGAGGGGAGCUGAUGGGAUACCCGGAUGAUUUGGGCAAGGUGCGGCCAGGGUUCUACGCCGAUGUUAUUUUGGUCGACGGGGAUCCUUUGAAAGAGAUAGAGGUUUUGCAGGAUCAAAAUCGGUUGCAUGCCAUUGUUAUCAAUGGCCAUGUUCAUAAGAACAUGUCCAAGGGGGCUUAGAGUGCCGUAUAGCUAGGUGUGUACAAAUAAGGAAUAAAUGUAAAUGCA